CAUUUUUCCUAUCAUUUUUUUAGAGGUUCGUCUCUGUAAAGAGGUAGCCGUUUAAUUGAGAUGAGAUUAUUAGAGAAUUAAAGGAUGGUCGUGUGCUGCAACGUAUCGUCGUUCCGUGUCCUUACACGUUUAACGAACUGUCUUUUUCCGCCUAAAUUACCCCCCCGAACAGCUUCUUCUUCUUCUUCUUCACUGUUGUUGACAAGAAGGGAUUUCUCACUGAACACUCUGUCUGCAACAUUUACUUCAUUUAUCUUCGUCAUUUCUGAUUACUCCUGCAAAGCUUCUGCUGUUGCUGCUGCUGCUUCCAUUUCUGAAUUCUUCGAGCUCGAAGGUUCUGGCGGAGUGAAAGCUCUGGAUCUUCGCGUAGGUGACGGAGAGGUCCCUGUUAAUGGUGAUCAGGUUGCAAUUCAUUAUUAUGGAAGGUUAGCUGCAAAACAAGGAUGGCGUUUUGAUUCAACAUAUGAUCACAAAGACGAAAUGGGUGAGCCAGUUCCCUUUGUAUUUGUCCUUGGCUCUGGCAAAGUCAUCUCUGGGAUUGAAACGGCUGUGAGAUCAAUGAAAGUAGGAGGUAUUCGUCGAGUCAUUAUACCUCCAUCUCAAGGAUAUCAGAACACAUCUCAAGAACCCAUCCCUCCUAAUUUUUUUGACAGGCAGAGGCUAUUUACCACCAUUUUCAAUCCAACACGUCUGGCCAAUGGAGAGGGUUCCACGCUUGGAACUCUGAUAUUUGACAUUGAGUUGGUAAGACUGAGACGUAGUUGAGAUCUGGGUUUUGAUACUGCCAAACUGGAAUCUUUAUGCAGCAGAAGGCAAGGUAGUGAUGAUUUGUGACACUGUCAAUCUCCUGGAAAAGAAAAGAUGGUGCUGAAGAAAUCUUCAAAUACCUUUUAUAAUUAAGCGAGUUAGUCGUUGUUUUUCCUUGACAUUUGUUUAUUUAUUACUUUUUUAUGCAGUACUGACCAAGAUGUCACUGUUCCAUUCGUGCAAUCCAAAAUUCUGGGUAUCUAUGACCAUUAAUAGAAACGAGUUUCGAAAACCCUUAUUUUC
Nelumbo nucifera (sacred lotus) is the source of this 1050-nucleotide messenger RNA. Its product is annotated as FKBP-like peptidyl-prolyl cis-trans isomerase family protein. The record is from RefSeq and is a predicted model, not a curated record. Gene Ontology annotation, molecular function: peptidyl-prolyl cis-trans isomerase activity. Lineage: Eukaryota; Viridiplantae; Streptophyta; Magnoliopsida; Proteales; Nelumbonaceae.